AUGGUUGCUCCUUCUGUUCCUGUGCUACCUGGUGGGGAUUCCAGCUUUAUCAACCUUUUGGGAAACCAAAAACAUAGAAAAGGUCGGAGAUAUUACCAGAGAGAAAAAGAAGAGAAAGAGAGGCUGAUGUCUAUCCUGAAAAGCCCCCUGGGCCAGCAUCACGAUACCAUCCGCUUUCGUCACCUAUUAUGUCCAGACCUGUCUUGUGAGAUUUGUAAUGAUAUAACUGCUGAGGUCAAUUGGCUGCUGUCCUCAGAUGCCCCUGAAGAUGCUACUCGCUCUGCGUCCCCUUUGGCUUCCACAGAUUCUGUGACUGAGUCAUCAUUCACUUGGCCCCCUGCAUUCUCAGCAGUACCUCCAAGAGACCUAAUAUCAGCUCCUCUGUCUGAGCCUUUCCCACUGCCUCCCCCAAUUCUCUCCCUUAACCCAUUAACCCCCUUAGCUGACUUUCUUUCACUUUCACCACCGGGUCACUCUCUGCCACCAGAGCCUUUUCCUCCUUUGGAAUCUGAACUCCCAGCGGACCAUUCCCAACCUCAACCUUUUGCCUUUCCCCCUCUCCCACUACAUGCCACUCAGAGAGUAGAUACUCUUCUCCAACCAGAAGCCACUUUGACUCUGAAUACCAUCUUUCUUGACCCCUCCCUUUCCCAAGAUAUCAACCCCUUACUAGAUUUGUCCCAGACAAUGAAUCUCACUGAUUCAUCUGCUUGUCAUCACGUACCACCAAUACUGUCUACUUCACCAACACCAGAGUGCAUGACAACUGUGCCUCAAUCUCAAUCAAUUUCCAAGCCUGUUCCAGAGAACUCAUCUCCAGAUAGUCCUGGUGCUUUGUCCGAUUAUAUCCCAGCAAUCGCAGGCAUUGACCAUUCAAGCCUGUCAAAUUCAGACUUUUCCUUGUGGCAAGCUCAUGCCAAAGACUCGUUCCCUCCCACCUUGGCACAAUGUGAUUUCAAUCAAGAGUUUCUUGCCCUCCAUUCUUCAGAGCCCUCUUUUGGGGGCGAACCUGCAGCCAACCUUGUAGAACGUGGUCACCUUUUCUUUCUCAGCCCUAACGUCCUGACACUCCUAGAGAGACAAGUCCAAAAGAGGAGUGUAUUCCUGAUGUGGAAGGAAAAGGAAAAGGAAAAUGGUUCUUUUCCAAAACAGCUUAGGCCAGACUCCCACCUAAAUUCUUCAGGAAAAAUGUUGGAUUCAACUGCUGAUAACCAUGACUCAGUAGUCACCCUUCCUUUCUGGAGCAGCAAAGGCAAACCAAAGGAACUAUACAUCCAUCAGCAGCCUUCACAUACGAAGACUUGGGAGGAUUAUUUGGUGAAAAAUCAUAUCCAGCUUUUCUGGGGUCUCCCAUCUUUGCACAGCGAGUCCUUGUCCUCUGCUGUCCAUGUCUUGUGUGACUAUUCCUCGAUCUUUAUUUUCAAUAGAAUAUCAAAUGUCUCCAUAGCCCAAGAAUUCCCAGUACUUUUUCAUCCCUUAUCUCCAUCCUUGCCUGAAGUCCAGCCUCAACCCUUGCCUCAAACCCUGCCCCAAUCCCAGCCCCAAUCCGAGCCCCUACCUCUCACUCAUAUCCAACCCCAGGCCCACCUUCAAUCCCCACUCCCAAUGCUACCAUCUGGUUCUUUACCCCAGCUGAGAAUCUGUGGAGUAUAUUUCCACAAACCCCAGAAUGAAUCGGAAAAUCUCACCUCAUCUGAAAUUCAAAACUUGGAAUGGAAUGUGUUGCAGAAGCAACAAGAAAGUUUGUGGGGUUUGCCCUCUGUGGUCCAAAGAUCUUAUGAAGACUUUUAUUCUUCAGCACCCAACCUUCCUUACCACCGGCCUACCCAGGCCCCUGUUUCAAUCUCCAUCCUUCCUGGAGAUUUUCCCCUCGACGAUGAGCUUCGCAAAAAACUAGAGCAUCACCUUCGAAAGAGCGAUGAUGGACGCUCAUGUAGCUCUGUGUAUAACGAUCAGGGUAGCACUGAUCUAACAGCUGGAUUGAGUCAACCUGAAAGCUUCUAUGAGGGGGGCUCAGAAAUAUUUCAGCUAAAGGAGGAUGAGGGGAAGGAUAAGAGACACAACCCACAGAAUGACCUAAUGUUGAGUGACUCAGAGAGCUCUUCAGUUAAGGAUCUGGAGUCUGAGAACUAUCUAGACAGUCACAUGAUAAAUCUGUCAGGAGAAAAUUCAAUGGUGUCAGGGCCGAGUCAAGGUCAGAGACAACUAGAAAAUGUCCUGAAAGUACAUUUGAGCAAGAAGUUUGAGGAAAUCUAUGAGGGUCGGCUCCCCGGGACUGUGCAUAAUUCAUGGCAUGCUAUCAAGCAGACACUGACUCCUUCUGUCCAAUCUCACACUGAAAUGAAACAGAGAAGUUCGCAACCAUUAGUCGGUGGAGACCACUCCCCGAAUACCUCCCAGGAGCUUUCCUUUGUUGGGUCCAGUACACGGCAGAUGCUGGAAGCCCAUAUUAGAAUGUUUCAUAUGAGGAUGCUGUGGGGCCUUCCCUCCAAGGUUCUUGAAUCCAUUGAGAUUUUUAAAUCAAAAGAUACCUUAUCCCAGUCCUCAUUCCAUUCCAAACUUUUCUCAUCAACCAACCUGAUUUCUGAUGUGAAUUCCAAAUCUGGGGGCUUUGCACCCCUUAGAGGAAGCUCUAAAUCUCUCCAUGGAGACAAAGUGGGAAUAGCAAAUUCAGCCCCUAUCCUAGAUCGUCCUCUCCCUGAAACCUUGCAUAAGAGCAAGGAAAGACAGGAGGCCCUGAGAUAUCCACCCUCUGAUAUCCACCAUGGGCUUACAGAGAAUGUUCAGAGAAUUACUGAUGCCAGACAGACUUUUCUGUCUGUCACACACAGUGUCAUAGGCAAAGCAAGUCAGAAAGAGCCUCUUCUAGUCAACAGAUGGCUCCCAAACCCGCCCACAGGGCCAGCUGGGGCCAAACAUGAGCCAAAGGUUAAAAGUGUGAGUUCCAGUGAUAAAGAAGAAAUGCAAUGGGGCAAAAAGAUGGAGAACAAAUCAGAACCUGCUCCUAUGCCAUACGUCUCCAGGGAGAUAUUCAGGGCUGAGACCAUCGAUGAUCUUCAAUCAAAUACUUUUGACAUCUUGACAAGCAGCGAGCUGGGAAUCUCCCAAAGGAUGAAUGUGAAUGACAGUAAAGGAGAAACUAUUGUUACCACUGAAAGCCCCCCAGCAAAUAUAUCAGUUCUCCAAGAUUCUAAAUCAACAGACCUUAAGAAACCAAUCCUCGGUGAGUUAAAGUCUACACUGAAGAACGGGGUGCAUAGCCAGACCCAAGGCCAAGCCAGUGACAUGUCCCUUGACUCAGACAGCUCGACCUACAAGACCUCCCUGACUCAUGCUCAGGGUGUCUCCAGUGUGGACAUGGAAGCUUCCCAGGUGCUACAUGUCCAUUUGGAGGACAGAGGAGUCAGUAUGGAGCAUCAGCAGAAGCCUUUGGUCCCUAAGCAUGACUUAAGGUGGUGCCAGGAUAAUUUCCCACCAGCAGAAAAGCAAGUGAGCCCUCCAAGCCCCAAAUCAGAAGAACUUGGUGGAGGAGAUGCAGGGCUGGGGUCAUCCCAACCUAGAAGGAAGAGUAUUCCUACUCAGGACAUGACAUUAUCCCAGACCCUAUCACAGAGGGGACAGUCUCCUGAAAGCCUUUUCAGAAAACAAAUUAAGGGCUUUUUUCAAUGGCUUCAUCCUAGGAAAAAAUGCAAAAUGCAAGAAAAUUCCCAGGAAAAGGGUAGCCCUAUAUCAUCUGCGCAGAGCAGAGGCCCAGAUAAAAGUAGAGUUGCCUUUCCUGCGACAAGCAAAGCUCAGAAAGUCACAACAGACACUAGGAAGUUCAUAGAGGCAAAACUGGGACAUCGCCAUACAAUAGCUGUCACCUGCCCUCAAGAACCCCUUCGCUCCCCAGGGACGUUCAGAAAAACUCAGCAGAACAUGGAAGUGUGGGCCCAAGCAGGGCCUGUCCAGGGGCAUCCUUUCAACUGCAGGGCUCCCUCUUGCAAAGUGCCAAAUACCAACUCCCGCCAACAAGAAGCAGCCUUUGCUGACCAGAGCUCUUCUACAGUUGACUUGCUCAGUACCACUGAUCACAGUUCAAUUAAACCACGAAGUUCAACUGACCCUGGCAGUUCAAACAUGCCUUAUGCAAGGUUUGAUAGUGAUAAAUCUGUGUGGGCAGAAGGUGGACUUAAAUUAUAUGCAGAUCUUCCACUGUGCAGGUGGUCUGCGCCCUACCCCAGCUUUGUUCAAGUGUUAACUCUAUCUACCUUCUUAGAGGAUAGAGACAUAUUUACUUCAUCACAGCCGACAUACCUAGCGAAGCUCGGAAACCUCUGGAGAAGGAACUAUAAGCAACGGGAGGGAUUCCUCUACAGAAGGCCCGCCCAAUGUGCUCUGGAGAAAGGGGACAUGUUCCAUGACAGGUCUGUGUUGACGGUGGCUUUUGGCCCCCCCAAGCAGCAGCACCAGGGCCAAAUGCUGAGCGGACUCACCUCAGGCUUCUGGGCCCUGCCUUCAUCGGUUCUGGAAGAAAAGAGUUGA
This is a messenger RNA of Pteropus alecto (black flying fox), 4524 nucleotides long. Its product is annotated as spermatogenesis-associated protein 31D3. The transcript is spliced from 5 exons. NCBI's taxonomy places the organism in Eukaryota, Metazoa, Chordata, Mammalia, Chiroptera, Pteropodidae. The coding region runs from base 1 to 4524 and encodes 1507 amino acids. The record is from RefSeq and is a predicted model, not a curated record.